Messenger RNA from Tribolium madens (black flour beetle), 1387 nucleotides. RefSeq names its product DNA repair protein XRCC3-like. Gene Ontology annotation, molecular function: four-way junction DNA binding; ATP-dependent DNA damage sensor activity; ATP binding. NCBI's taxonomy places the organism in Eukaryota, Metazoa, Arthropoda, Insecta, Coleoptera, Tenebrionidae. The transcript is spliced from 5 exons. The coding region runs from base 239 to 1168 and encodes 309 amino acids. The record is from RefSeq and is a predicted model, not a curated record. Gene Ontology annotation, biological process: resolution of mitotic recombination intermediates; telomere maintenance via recombination; t-circle formation. Gene Ontology annotation, cellular component: Rad51C-XRCC3 complex; replication fork.
UAAAAUAAUAAUUGUGUUGUAAAAAACAUUAAAGUGAUAAUGUAAAUACCUAAUAACAAGUUAUUUCAUAUUGUCAUCACAGUGACUUAUUUAACUUUUAUAACAUUAUUUGAGCAAAAAAUGUUUAAUCAACCAUUGCGCUCUCUAGUGGUGAGUUACAGAUUACACAUGUCUGUAAAAGCAACAAUUUUAGGUUAUGUGUCAAGAGUUUGAAAAAUGUAAAUAACUUGUUUAGACAAUGGAUAAACUAAAAGAAAAAGUGUCUCCCACCGUAUUUGAAUCUCUUCUUAAAGCAAAUAUUGUCUCACCAAGUGAUUUUUUUUGGCAUACGAAAACCCAAUUAAUGGAGAUUACGCAUCUUGACUCAAAUUGUAUUGAAGAAGUUUUGAAAGAAAGUGCAAAUAUAAUUUUAAGCGGGAAAAUACGGACAGCGAAAGAAAUACCUAAAUGGCAGCGUAUCAGUGCAGGGUGUUCAGCAAUAGAUGCAAUAACGCGAGGCGGUAUUGCAGUAAACGGAAUUUCAGAAAUUUUUGGUUAUAGUGGUGUGGGAAAAACACAGUUUUGCUUACAACUGUCUUUAAUGACACAGUUACCAACUAGUUUGGGAGGUUUACAAAAAAGUGUAGUCUAUUUAUCCACAGAAGAUGCUUUUCCUAUUAAAAGACUGAAAAGUUUGGGUUUAACAUUUUCUCUCAAAUAUCACGAUUUGGGUAUACAUUUUGAAGACAAUAUUUUUAUUGAACAUAUAGCGGAUGUUGGACAGUUGAAACGAUGUUUAGCCAAUUCUUUACCAAAACUUUUACUAGUGAAAAAAGUGGGAUUGGUUGUGAUUGACUCAAUUGCGGGGAUUUUUCGAAGCGAAUCUUUGGAUGUUGAUUAUAAAAACAGAAGUCAAGAUUUUAUCUCAAUAAUAACCUCGUUGAAUAAACUUGCAAAAAAAUAUGGAUUUGCAGUAGUUUGUGUCAAUCAGGUAACUGAUAAUCCAACAACAAAUAUUACUGAACCUUGUCUAGGAUUAGCUUGGAGCAACUGUAUUACUUACCGUUUUAAUAUCACCAGAUAUGAAAAUAAGAAAAACAGAGAAUUUGAAAUUAUUUUUGCGCCUGACUUAUCAAAUCAAACUUGUGGAUUCACCAUUACAGAGGAAGGUUUAAAAACUGUUGAAUAACAAUAAUAAUAAUAAAAUGUUGAAAAGUCAGCUACAUUUUAUAAAGUAAUAAAACAUAUUUUUGUAAAUAAGAAUGUAUAUACAUAUUUUCAAUAUUCAUAAUUUUAUAUUUUGUUUAUCUUUGUUCAAAGUUUCUAUGAUACAUGGUGGAAACAUUUUUUAUUUUCAUUUCUUGUAAAAAUUACAAUUACAGAAAAUAGAAGUUUUUAAAAAACACAA